Molecule: messenger RNA, 159 nt
Organism: Gongylonema pulchrum
Lineage: Eukaryota; Metazoa; Nematoda; Chromadorea; Rhabditida; Gongylonematidae
Source: the annotation of a GenBank genome assembly
GGUUUGCCGAUUGCGGAGGAUGUGCGAUAUCCUCAUGGAACACAGGCGAUGCUUCACUGUCCGCCAGACCAUUACCUCGAAGUAAAGGGAAAUUACUGGAAAAUGUGCGUGAACGGCGUAUGGAAUGGAUCGCUUGGAGAGUGCAAGCCUCUUGCGUAG